AUGUCGUGGCGCGUGAUCCUCUCGGCCAUCUUUGCCGUGCUCUUCGCGACAACGUUCGUCGCCUCGUCUGGUGGCUCGAUGACGGGGAAAAGCCGCGUCAAACCGAGUGAAUUGGACAUCGCGUUUGCGCGCUACGGGAGCGAAGAGCCAUCUUUGGUGAACGAUCGAAAAUAUAAAAUCGAAGACGAUUACGAAGAGUACGAGUACGAUCACAACAGCGGGCGCAAAGCGGACGCGAUAUUCCGCGGCGCGAGAAGUACGGCGAGUCAUAAAAAGAAUAAGAGUACCAUUCACGGAUCUCCUUCUCCCUUGGAAAGGUUGAACGCGAAACUCGGCGGGAUGGUAUGGCCGUUCGAUGGACCAAAACCGAGCGGUGGUAAAGAAACAGUGAAAGGAUCGGUGCCAUUUAAAUUGAGCAAGUUAGGUGCGGACGACGGGACGGGUACGUCCACUGCUACUGGGGUAGAUCCCGGAACGGCGAACGACUUGACCGAAGACUCCGAAGCCGAAGUAAGCGCCGAAGAAGCGGACGAGCAAAAGAAAAUGGAGAAACAAAUCGAACACGAAGAAGAGGUAAACGCGACCGGUUUAACUGCACCAGCUAUAGACGAUGACGUAGAUAUUUACGAUCCGGCUUUCCACAAUCCGCAGAAGGAGUUUUUAUCCGCGGAGGGUAGAAAGCGAUUGGAGGCGUUUAGGAACCCACCAAAUUUGAACGAAACGACUUUAGAUACCGGUAGGUUGCGUAGGUUAGGUAGAACUUUAUACUUAGACGGGAAACCAUGGUUAAUGCGCGCUGUGUGUUAUUCUCCAGUGCCAGUAGGAGCCGACCCGGAUUGGUUUGAACCGUAUGGGGAUUAUUUCACGUCCAACUACGCCGGGAUUUUUGAACGAGAUAUUCCUCUCCUAGCCGAUGCCGGUGUGAACGCGAUUCGUAUUUAUACGUUGAAAUAUUCUCACAGACACACGCAGUUCUUUGAUUUGUGUCACCAGUAUGGGAUUGUUAUUAUUGUUGGUUACGAUUUCGAAGACGGAACCAAGUCGUUCUUCAACGACGAGGAGUCCAUGACGAAAGUCCAAAGAAAACUUAGAUCGCAAGUUAGAGCCGCAAAGCACCCAGCCAUUGGCGCUUGGAUUGUAGGAAAUGAGUUGAAUGGACCGUGGAAUUUGUUCGUUUGCGAUAAAGAUUUAGCGGAGAACUUUGGCAUCAGCGGGUGUCAAUUCGAAGAUUCCAUCGAAAAGUUGAUGAAAUCCGUCAACUUGUUGUGCUCGGUCGUGCGUUCCGAAGGUGUCUUGUGCGGAACCGCUUUAGCGAACGUGAACUUACCGAGGACAAAACAACACGUCGUUGGGAUGCAAAUGUGGGGGGCACUAGCGUGGAUUCGUUAUUCAGACGUGUGGAUGGACCAGCUCGACUUCUGGGCGGUGAACAUGUACACGCGGAGAUUUUGGUCGCCGCUCACUUUGUUCAAAAAGUAUCAUUUAGUUUCCAAAAAGCCGUUCAUAGUUUCUGAAUACGGCGUAGAUGCGUAUAAAUUAGCUCCACAACACGAAGGAUGGAACGGCUACGAUACUAUGGGCGAAGAAGACCAAAUUGCCCAAGCCGAUUGGACGACGUCGAUGAUUGAAGAUUUAGAAAAACAUGCCACGACGUGCGCGAGUGGCUGUGGCACGCGAUUCGUUACCGGUGGAUCUAUUAUGGCGUGGGUGGACGAGUAUUGGAAGGGAAAGGCAGUCACCGCUGUGCCGACCACGGAUGAAAGAAUUCCAAUCAUCGAAAAAGUCUGCCCGAGUUUGAAAGAAAAGUUACACUCUCCGUGCGGCUACAUGUCGCCGACGCAGCCAGAUUUAUACACGUCUGAGGAGUAUUUCGGGAUGAUGGCGGUAGAAAAAAGGUGCAAAGUGAAUCACGUUGAUUUACUUCGACCGAGAGCGGUUUACUUCAUGUUAAAACUCCUCUGGAAAAAAGGCGGCACGUGUACGCCGUUUUACGGCGGUGAGGAACUUCAAGCGUACGAUCCACUCAAAUUUCCAAAGUGUGGGGAAGCAAUCAACGAUGCGCACAACGCUUCCGUGCACGCGUUUGCACACACGGAAGCCGAAGCGUGGCAUCAAAUUAAAUUGAAGCCGGGACAGUUGGUGCCGCAGUUUGCGUUUUUCGAGAACUUUUCGGCCAUUCUGUCGCAUCCGCCGGGGCUCAUUAACCCGACAGCCGUGUCGUUGCAGUCGCCGUACUUGUCUUGCCACCACCAAAUGUUGGUGCACCAAAAGUCACCAACUGUGUGUCCGGCACCGCCGACUUUCGCGCUCGACGUCGAAGGUUUUAUUGCAAAAGAAAACUCGACGUGGACGCAGCCCGGGGAUACCUCCUGCCCGGGGACCGACGGAUACGAUUUGAACAUGCUUGAUCUUAAGUUUCAAACGUGGCUCAAACUUAUCUUUAUUGGUUACAUCAUCAUUGCUCUUGGUUUGAAGCGAAAACAGUUGGGCAGAAUUUGGAGAGAUGCAUUUCACGCGCUGGUGAGAGCGAAGACGCCGGUGUUCUCGUGGUUUUCGAAAUCGCACGAACCAGAAGAAAUUGAGCUCACCAAAAAGGCGGCGCAAUCGACGAAAAGUCCUCCUUCUUCGCAAAGGUUCGCCGCCGAUUUGGCUUCUGAACCAGCCACGACGAGUGGGCAAGAUUUAGAAGAAUUAGAAGGCGAAGACUUGACGCGCCGCGGUCCGGAGCCAACCGGAAAGUCUGAAAUUGAACGCGCCGUGACGAAAUGGCGGAACAAAAUCUUGCCUAUCGCGCAAGAACUAGCGUCAGUCUUUGGUUUCCAAAGCGCCGGAGACGAUAACGUUGGUGCUACGGUUGAAAACGUCGCGGAUCGAUUAGCUGGUCAACUUUGGAACAUUGGCUCGACCGAGGAAUCCAAAGGCAAGGGUGAAGAUUUUAUCAUCGAAAAGAGAUAUGCGAAGUCGUUUCGAAACUACGUUCGAUGGCGUAACUUUGUUGGUGAUUUAGGCAUUAUGCACUCUGGAUCGUUAGAGUCACAAAUGGGGCAGAACAAGCUGAGAUCGCUCGUGCUCUUUGAGUGCAUCGCGGACGAAGCCGCAAACUGCCGCGGCAUGCCUGAAAUGAUUGCAUUUCUUUUUCACGUGUGUUCCAACGCUAUCACUGCAAACGGGAAGCCAGUGAACUCAAAGGUCAUGAAGUUUGAGAAGGGAGACUUUGUUGAGUCUAUCAUUAUGCCCGUGACGGAAUUCCUCGCCACGCAAAUUCGUUCGGAUUUGCGCGUGUACCGUAGACUUGGCUACGACGAUAUCAACGAGUGCUACUUGAUCCCAAGUAAGUUAAAGCGAAUGACAACGAACGAUACUGGGGAUGGAACGACGGUGUCUUACGUGAACUACAGAAACUACAUGCGCCGGGCACGCAUUGCAGCGGAAAUCGAUCAGACGCUCGGCGCAGUUUUCGAAAAGACGCACAACGAAUUUCUUGGAUGGACCAUGGUCCUUUUGAAUUUCCACAGAAUGUUCACGUUCAUGACGUGUGCCUUUGCAUUUAUGACUAUUUACUUGUUCGCAGGUUUACAGUGGCAAUAUUACUCGUUCCUGGCAGGCGUCGCGGCUGGAUGUGACUUUUUCGUUGAGUUGCAAGUCCUCCUCGUGCACCGUCGAGAACUCUACAAGAGCAAGACUAUGAGCAUUGCAAAACUUGCAAUCGCUUCUGCGGCGUUGAUUGUAACUGGUUUGACUGCUUGCGGUCUCUUUUCUUUGACCGUGUUUGCUCCAAUUGGAUACGCGUACAUCGCGAUCAGUUUAAUUGAUUUUAGUGGACUCGUUCCGAUGGGUGGCCAAAAAGAAUAUUUAGGCACGAAAGAAGAUGUGAGCACGGAUAGAAGCGACAGCUUCCGGUAUCGUCUCUUCUGGAUCGUCGUAUUGGCGGCUAAGUUCUUAUUUGACUUCGUAUUCAUCCUCUCGCCGCUUGAAAAACCAACCAGAGCUAUUUUACAGCUCGAUUUGUACUGCUGGGGGUACGACUUUGCCGGCGAAGACUGCGAUCAGUACGAUUACAGCGAUAUGUUACCAGAGUUUAUGAUCCACAUCGUCCGCAUUUUCCGACGACACACGUACAAGUACCUUGUCGUCAUUCAAAGAUGGCUUCCGAGCACUCUCUUGUACUACGCGGAUACCUUCUUCUGGUACCUCAUCGGCUUGGGUAUCGCCUCAGCUUUUGAUCGUUUGCGUUGGAAAGGCGUGGAAGACGGAUGGUCGAAAGUUGUUCGCGAGCUUCCGCUCAAGAUUGCCGCUUUUGGGGAGAAGAUUAUAUCCACUCAGCAGCUCAAGCCAAUGCCGGCAUCGUCGCCUUCGACACAUUUAUGCGCGGAAGCUGCUUCGGAGCAGUGGAGAGAAUUUGCGCGUGCCUGGAACGCGGUGAUUAAAUCUUUGCGCAAGCGUGAUUUAUUGAGCGACGAAGAGCGCAGCGCGCUUUCGUUUGCACCACUGAAUGGAAAAACUGUGAAGAGUUUCCUCGGUGGUGAUUCUGAUACGUACGUGUUAUUCCCUACAAUGUUAACCGCGCCGGUAUUUUCGAAAGUUGGCGCAGAGCGUAACGCGAGCAUGAAAUACGCCUUGUUGGGAUCAGUCAUGUCGCAAAUGAUUGAUGUCUCGGCGUUCAUGUUUGUUUGUAUUUUAGGCGUCGUAGAUUCGAGCAAACGCGCAGAGUUUUGCACGUUGUUGAAGUCAGCGACGGAUCUGAUGGGCGUCGUCGUUCGCCGAGAGUCGACGCGCGCGCCGAAAUGGCUCAUCGAUAUUCGCACGCUGGUCCACGACGGUAUCAAGUUGAUUCGCAAAGCACGCGACGAUGAAGAGGACGCCUCCGGCAACUCACUCGUUGAGGCGUGUAAAGUUUUCAAGCAAAACAUUGAAAAGUCGAUUGAAUUGAUCAAGAACGAUAUCGUCGCGGAUGACAACGAAAAGUUAUCGGCAGCGCACAAAGAAACCAACGUCGUGUUGGGCCAGGUUUGCGAUUCGUUGUUGAAGGUGCUCUCGGAUUCGACUAAAUUAGAAGACGCGUCGCACGUACGAUCGCGAGUGAAGCCUGCUCUGUUGACCGCUCCAGGUAGGCGCGUUGUCGACGUUCUUCACAGAACGUUCUCCACUGCGAAUCCUACGGGGGAACCAGAUUGCGCGGAAGCUCGGGAAAUUUUAAGAUUUUUCUUGGAAUCUCUCACCGACCCGCAAUUGCAGAAAGCCAGAAGUGUCUUACAAACGCCGGCCUUAUCCACGCUCACUCCCAUGUACGUCGAAGAAGUUGAAUUGACGACGGACGAUUUGAGGGAGCAAAUCGAUGGGGAGAACGUCUCCACGUUUCGAUUUUUGACUACCAUGCUUCCGCGCGAAUGGGCAAACGUGCUUGAACGAACAAAUUUACGUUUGCCACACCAAAACUACGAAGCGUUCUUGGAUGAACUCGCAGGGAGACGCGAGACGAACGCGGAAACGGCAGAGGAUGUCGCAGUUCUUGCGACAAUCUCGCGUUGGGCGUCAGACCGUACGCAGACGCUCUCACGCACGGUGAAAGGCUUCUCCUCUUACGCAGAUGCGUCGAGAAUAUUGGCGAGACUGGAAGGCAUAAAAGAAGAAGAGAUUGAAGCGCUCGUUCGCUUGAAGUACGAGCACGUGUUAUCUUGCCAAAUGUACGGCGUUAAAGGCUGGGAAGCCAAGGAUAAACAAAUUGUUGAGAUGUGCAAGGCACAUCCACACACCGUACUCACGCACUACGAGCAGCCCGAUUUGGCGGCGAAGAGUAUGGAAGACGCGGGGAGCUAUUAUUACCUGUGCCGAUCUCGAAUCGAUUACGAAGAAGAUCCUGCCGGCAUUAUGAAGCUCACGCAUAGAAUUCGCUUACCUGGAAAUCCGAUCGUCGGUGAAGGUAAGCCAGAGAACCAGAAUCUCGGGAUUGUUUACGCCAGAGGGAAUUACAUGCAAACAAUCGAUAUGAAUCAAGACGCGCAAUUAUCUGAAGGUUUGAAAGUGCGAAAUCUUAUCCGUACUUUCGAGGAUGAUGAUGAUACUGUCAUCGUUGGUUUCCCCGAGCAAAUGAUCACCGAACAGAACGGUUCAGUCGCGCAAUUUUCCGCUUUGUCUGAGCAAGUGUUCGGUACAAUGGUUCAGCGGUACAUGGCGAAGCCGCUGUGCGUGAGGUUCCACUACGGUCACCCGGACGUUUGGGAUUUGGCGUGGGUCCGAUCGAAUGGUGGUGUCUCGAAAGCUACUAAAUCUUUGCACUUAUCUGAAGAUAUCUUUGGUGGUAUGAAUGUCAUAUUAAGAGGAGGGAAAGUGCGAUACGUAGGUUUCAAGAUGGUUGGUAAAGCCAGAGAAGUUUCCUUUGACGGCGCGAACCAGUUUCACGCGAAGAUUGCUACCGGUAACGGUAUGCAGCUCAUUUCGCGUGAUUUCCACAGAUUAUCAAAGUCCUUCGAUUUCUUAAGAGGUCUGUCGUUUUUUCAAUCCUCCGCGGGCAUAAUGUUCACGGAAUUUGUAUUAUUCGCGUCACUUCUUGCGUUCGUAGUGACCAAACUUAUCAUAGUUAUGGUGCACGUCGAAACGUACUUCAAAUCUGGAGAUGCGUUCGAUAACAUUGGUUUCCACGAGGAAGUCGGUACGCACAAUAUAUAUCCAUCGCACUGGUUUAUUCAAGCGUCCUUUGUUAUGGCUUGGCCAGUCAUGUUAGAAGGCUGGCUCGACGGCGGCUUUGUGAAUAUGUUUUCCAAGCUGUAUCACCACACGAUUACCGGAAGCUUUAUUUUCAAUAUGUUCAUCGCUAAAAUGAGAGGUUUUUCAUUGGACAGCUCAAUCAAUACCGGUGAAGCGGCUUACAUGAAGACUAAGCGUGGCAUGACCAUGCGCGCUGGUUUCGUCAGCUUGUACUCUAAGUACGCCGAAAGUCACAUCAAACCGGCUAUAGAAAUGGCAUGGGUGGCGGGGGCUAUCAUGUCGCUCUCUUCGCUCGGUCCUUUACACGAAUUCUUCUCGAGCACUUGGCACGUCUGGUUUGCAAUUUGGAACUUAACUAUGGCACCCUGGUUAUUCCAUCCGCAAACGUUCAAGAGUGGCAUGAUCAAGUUUGGUAUGGCUGAGUGGGUCUGCUGGUUGGACUCUAUCCCUCGAGGAGACGACGAGCGCACGGCGAAGGAGAAAGUCAAUGCCAGACGCGGUUUGGGGAAUAAACCAACGUGGUGGACUUGGCGCGCAGAUACGAUGCGUAACUGGAGAAAACUUCCAAUGUCUGUAAAGUUUUGGCACGUGUCUUUGAGACUCGUUCCUGGACCUAUAAUUGUUUCCUUGGCCGCGGCUGCAGCGCUGAACGUCGGAGAUGCCUCGUCUACCACUGCGCUGCGUCCAAUUAUUAUCUUGACUUCUGGUGUUGCCGCUGGAUUAUUAGCGGCGGUGUAUUACUUUGCCUUAUCGCCGCAGUUCUUGUGGCCACACAGAUUAGUGUCUCUCGCGAAGCGAUUUGCUGGCAAAGGUACGUUAUCUGAAGUUACGAAGCAAUCCAUUGUCUUGAUUUACGGCUACUUUUUCAAAAUCGUGUGCGUGGUUUUGCAUCACUUCCUCUGUCAAAGAUUGUUUUCGGCGCAAAUGAAUCAAUGGGAUUUCCUUAAUGCCGUUGUCUUCGCAAUAUCUGGCUACGUGUUCAUCAGCUGCACUUCAGCAGUCUUUGGUCUCAUCUCGGAUCAGCCUCCAAGAGCGUUCCGAGGGCUCAUGUUGUCCUUUCGCUCCUAUGGUGACUUCAUGGCAAGAGAAAUCGAUAUCAUCAAUGGUACGAUUUUGCACAUCGUCUUGCUCGUUAUUGGUUUGUUUCCAAUAUCGUUCAUACACGCUAGAGCGUUGUUCAACCGCGCGUAUGCGGCCGUGUUGACGGUUGAAAUGCGCAGACGAGAGAUGAUUGCGUCCAUCAACCGAUCGGACGUGUCCUCGAGAGCGCGUCAAAAACUCUCUGGAUUUAAACUCUUCUUCAGAAAAGUUAUCGGCUUGCACGUGAAGUCCAUGAAAUAUAAACGUCCGGCACCGACGGUCUUGCCAGAUGUGCCUCGCGAUAUGACCGUUCCAGGUUCUGGGUCGGCCAUUAAUCCGAGAUGCGAAGAUAUCAAGAAACGCUUGAUGCCAUUAUUCGAACAGCAAGCUACUCUUUUUGGAUUCCAAAAGACGUGCCCUGAUUCGAGCUUCUCGGAAACACCAGUUGAAGUGAAAUCGAACAUGCACAAUGCACUUGAGAACAUGUCGCGAUGGGUUGAAAACACCAUUGCCACGUAUUCCGACGAAGCUGGUAUCUCCGAAGACGGUUUGAGUGAGGCGCAGUGGGCGGAAGCGAUCAACCACUUACACGGCCACAUGUUCUUAAACUUCAAACACUGGGUGGAUUACACCGGUAUGCUUGAUCAAGCACAGACAAACGCGGACGUGCAGGCAUUCGAAAUCGACAACAGUGGUUCGGAAGAGAAGAAAUCCCCGAUUCUUGCGCUCUUCAUGGCACAGCGCAAAAGUAACGAAGUCUUCUUCAACAACGUCAAUCGGGAAGAGUUCUUGAAGGUGGAAACGAACGCGAAAGCCCAUCAUUUGGCGAUUUGGUUUUUGCUUUACGGUGAAUCCGCUAAUUUACGCCACAUGUCUGAAGUACUCUGUUAUCUCUUUCAUUGCGCAUUAUGCGCAGUUACGCUCGAAAACCGUUCAGAAAGAGAUCCCGAGACCAACGCGGAACUCAUUUUGGCGCAACCAGUAAAGGGGUCUGAAAUGCCAUACAAGGAGUGCGAUUAUCUCAACAACGUUGUCACUCCGAUGUACUUAUUCAUGCGCCGCGAGUUGAAGGAACGCGCGAAAGCGCCAAUUGUUGAUCGGGUCAUGUACGAUGACGUCAACGAGUUCUUUUGGGAGUACAAUAGGUUCAAGGAAGUCAUGCCUCCAGUGGACGGCCAUGCGAACGAGGACGUCGAGAAACGCGAAGCUGAAAUGCCAGAAGAGGAAAAGCAGAACCGACAACCUGAAUUUAUUGGUGUACCUAUGGAAAUGCGCGACAACCCACUUGAUCAACGCAUGUACGCACAUUUCAGAGCGUACAUGAUGAACAAGGCGAAGCAUCCGCUUGGUGCCGGCGAGGGGUUGUCGAAGACAUUUUUCAAGACGCAUCGCGAAGUUGCUGGAUGGUUCAGUCUUUACGUCAACUUUAACACGGUCAUCGUAUUUCAUGCGGUGUGCUUCCACAUUUCGUGCGUGUGCGCAUUUGCUGAUGGUUUCGAUUGGGGAUAUGUGUGCACUGCCGCAGUUACGCACGCAGUUUUGAAGCUUAUUUGCGAGUUUGCCACCCUCUCCUUUCGCAACUUGAAACAGGAAUCCUUCGAAGAUUGGUUCGUUAUCGUCACGCGAUCGCUCGCGUUUAUCAUGAUUCCUUUAUUUUAUGGGUUGGAAAAGUCUUUCCACCCGGAUAGUAAAACACCAUACUUCCAAGCUCUGGCUGCUGUUUACGCCUUAGCCAUGUGUGGCGUCAUGACAUCGGUGAUCAAGAGAGAGCCCUACAUGGGCGGCAGUGCGCAGUUCGCAACACCGUUCCGCGAACGCUGCAUUUACUCCAUUUUCUGGAUAUUCGUGUUGGCCACAAAGUUGGCAUUUGGUCACUAUCUUCUUAUUCCUCCCUUGCGCGAGUCUGUGAAUGCAUUGCAACAUCCAGAUUUGUGCUGGAACAAGGAGUCUGAUACGUACACCUCGUGCAUCAACUUGGACGGCGACGCGUUGAAAAAUGCUUUGCACUUUGAGGCGAGAGAAAAGUACUUCUUGCAAGAUAUCACUAAAGAGGAAGAAUUGUUGGCUGAGCAGUUAGACCCGCUCGAUUACGACGACGACUACGAGGAAGAUAAAACUAUGCGUCGUCGUACUUUAUUAUCUGGUGCCGAUUCGGGAAGUUUUGAUCUCUCGGGAAAUAUCGGCAAGCUUGCCGCCAUCUUGGGUGGGGGCGAUAACAUCACGCCUCUCGCCUCAUUGGGCUACAUUGGUGAAGAAAUUGAAGGUGAAAUCCCGUCGAGUUACUACGAUGUGCACGCGAGUACCGUUUUGAUGUACCUCAUGACAGUAAUGCGCGUUUUACCGGCGUUGGUAACGUACUUUUGUGAUACCUUUGUUUGGUACACCGUGUACGCGACUGCCUUUACAAUUGCGCUUCAGUGGUGGGGUAAAAUUUCGCACGCGCAAAACUGGAGCUUCUUCUUGCGAAGCUUCUCGACUAUCCCGUAUCUCUUCUGCGACAAGUGCUUGAACAGAAAAUGGCCGAAGCCAGAGUUUGUCGUGCGUUCUGGCGAAGGGAGCCAGAAGAUGGCAGAGUCGGAUUCAGAAGACGACAUGGAGAACCCGAGCAAUAAAAUGCUAGGUAUGGCGAAAGGUUUGAGCGAUAAGCGAACAGGUAAAUCUGGUGGUGGUUACAGUGCGCACAUCGAUGAGAUGGACGAUGAUUCAAGAGCUGGCAGAGAUUCUUUGCUUACAAUCACGGAGAAAAUCGACGAAACGGACCCAAAUGCAUACGAAACCAACCCGGCGGACUUCUGCGCCGAUGCGCUUGACAUAAAGUGGCAACACUUUGGAAGAGCGUGGAAUGCAAUAGCGAAGAAUUUGCGCGAUCGUGACCUUCUCAGUGACGCUGAAUAUCACGACUUGUGCUUUACUUUUUUGUCUGGCCGUGACAUGUCGCAGAUUUUCCAUGCCCCGGAGUAUGUUAUCCUGCCGGCGAUGAUGACCUCCACUGUCUUUUCAACCGUGUCUUUCCAAACUGGCACUAUGAAGGCAUAUCCUGCAUUUUAUCGCACUAUGGUACAAACGAAAGAUUUGCUUGCGGUCUUGUUUACCGAUGCCUUGCGUUUAGUCGCUCCAAGAGACUUGGAGGACUUCAUGAAGAUCAUCGUAGAAAUCGCGCAAGUAGAAAACGAGCAAAUGCACCACCGCAAAACUGGAGAUAUCGAGAGCUACAUGGUUUUACGAGACGCUAUCAUUCGUUUGCUCCAGGAGUUGAAAGCGUGCGGUGUUGAUGUCGAAGCCGAAGGUGAAACGCCCGAUAGUGACUUUGACUCGGAAUCAGAUAACGAUGACGACGAUGAGGACAAGAUUGAAAGGCUCACAGCGGCUGGCGAAUUGGAAGAAGCUGAGCGCAUCAAAAAGGCAUUGGCGAGGAAAAGGUACAACCGCCAAAAACGCGAACUUCGUGAAAAAGAACUCGCCAGACAAGAGCAAAUGCUCGAAGCGAUGAACCUUGAGUUAAAGUAUGGAUGCACCGGAUUCUUUAGCAAGAAAACGAGGAAGAAGAUGCGCGAAAAAGGCGGCAGGUUUGCAUGCUUUGUGAUUGAAGAGAACAUCGAACUCACCGAAGCUGAAAAAGCGGCGUAUGAAGAGAUGAAACAAAAUGACGAAGAGCGCGAAGCUGAGCUCGCAGGUUCAAGCAAAAAGGCUCGAAAGACAAAGCGAAAGGAAGCGAAAAGGUAUAAAAACAUCACGCUUCCAGAGAAUUCAGACACGCGAGGUGAGCGUGUAGCGGAGGCUUUACAUGAUGUCUUGCUCGCGGUCAGGAAGAUUUGCGCAUUUGCCAUGGAGCGCGACUCUGGGAAAUGGUCGGCUCACGCCAAUCAAUACAAAUACAAAGUUUCGCAAUUGUAUUCAAAGUUACUCGAUAUGAUUCAAUCCGAUUUGUUGAGAGACAAGAACCACGUACAGGUUGUUGCAGCUUCGGCAGCGUCGCCGGAGAUGCACGAUAUCAUCGACGCUCUCUUGCGUUCGAUGAAUUCCAGUAACCCAGGUGGUCAGCCAAGAUCGGCUGAAGGGCAAAGACAACUUAUGUUUUUUGCAAACUCUUUACGUUUCACAGCUUUAAGAACACCAUCUGAUAUUCGAACGAUGCGUGGCUUCUCGGCGUUCACGCCUUAUUAUGCGGAGGAUGUUGCGUUUCAACGCCAUGAACUCACUGCGCACUUGGAGGAUGAAAAGACGCUCUUUUCGCUCAUCGUCGCAACGUUUCCGGACGAUUACGAAAACUUUAAAGAACGCGUGAAAGCUUUGCACAAAGACGACGAGACUAUUCUUGACGAGCACUGGGACGAGGCACAAAGGUGGGCAUCUGAUCGUUCGCAGACGUUGGGAAGGUGCAUUCGAGGUGUGUGCUUGUACGGGGAUGCUUUGCGUUUGCAAGCGCGCGCAGAAGGGAUACCAGAAGAAUCCAUCGAACGGUUAGUUUCACAUAAGUUCGAAUACGUCGUUACGUGUCAGGUGUUCGGGCGCAUGCGUCAGGCUGCACCCGGAACGAUGGAUCGGGCGAAAGCGACGGAGAUUGAACGAUUGAUCAAAUCCCAUCGCGACUUGAAGGUGUGCUUCGUAGACAUGCCGCGCCAAAACGCUCAAGAAGAUGAGAAAAACUUCAACGGCUUUGCUUCGUGCUUAGUGGGUAUAGACGAAGAAAACCAGGGUAACUUGCAACUCACGUAUAAAGUCAGACUGCCCGGUGACCCGAUUAUCGGAGAAGGUAAACCGGAGAACCAGAACCAUGCGAUUAUCUUCACGCGAGGUUCCUACUUGCAAACUUUGGAUAUGAACCAAGAUAACUACAUGGGUGAAUCUUUCAAGAUUCGUAACUUGAUGGAUGUUUUUCGCGACGACGUCGUCUUGGUCGGGUUUCCUGAGGUAAUCUUCUCAGAAACGCAUGGUGCCGUGGCGCAAUUCGCCGCAAUUUCUGAGUUCAUUUUCCAAACCUUUCAGCGGUUCAUGACGUGGCCGUUGAUGGUACGCUUUCACUACGGUCACCCUGACGUUUGGGACAAAGCAUUCGCGUGCACCAACGGAGGCGUCUCGAAAGCUUCAAAGAUGAUUCACGUCGCCGAGGAUUUCUUCGGCGGUGUUAAUGCCAUCGCCCGAGGCGGUAAGGUAUUGUUUGAGGAAUUCAUCGAGUGCGGCAAAGGACGAGAUAUGGGUUUUACCUCUGUUAACGGUUUCGAACAAAAGAUUUCCGGUUCCGCCGGUACAAUUUCCAUGUCGAGAGAUUUGUUCAGACUUCAUCGCGGGCUAGAUUUCUUCAGAAUUUUUUCAUUGUACUUCUCCGGACCUGGUUUCUACGUCUCAGUCAUGCAAACUGCGUGGGCGGUUUACUUCUUUGCCUUGACGCACGCGAGUUUAGCCAUUGCGGAUUUGGAAUUGUACCGUGUCUAUCGUUACUUUAAAAUGACAGAGACGCAAACUACCUUAUCUCUUUCAAAGGAAGAGGGCGGUUAUUACAACUCAAUCUACGCGUUACAGAUUGGUUUGCUCACGCUUCUUCCGUUACUGAUGAAAAUGAUCAUGGAUCGAGGCUUCCGCGCCGGCGUGGAGUACACUCUAGAAACGCAGCUCGCCGGAUCGUGGGCGUUCAACGUUUUCACCAUGGCUACGAAAGGGUACAACUACAUGAGAUCGUUGAUCUUUGGUCAGGCUAUGUAUAUCGGUACCGAACGGGGUUACGUUUUAUCGAACGCCUCCAUGGUUGUCUUGUACGGUUUGUACGCCAAAUCGCACUUGUACCUCGGUUUCGAGGUUCUCUUUUAUCUCCUCUUGUUCCACGCGAACACGUCGGUGAAGAGUUCAAUUUUGUACGCCUGGUCGGUGUGGCCGUUUGCUAUUUGUCUCAUCAUUGCCCCGUGGUGGUUCUCUCCGCAAAGUUUGAAUCUCUAUUGGAUGCAACGUUCGUGGUUAGAUUGGAGAAAAUGGUUAGACGGUACGUUUGAUCAACCAAAAGUGUCGAGUGGUUCGUGGAACAAAUGGCACGCGGGCAUGUUGGAGAACUACCGCGAAAUGCUUUCUGUUUGGUACAAGUUCGGCGUCGUGUGCUUCUCUGCACUCGGCCGUUUUGUCUUGAUCUUUGUUCUCAUUGGUGCCUACCACGGUACCGAGCUCAUUGAAGGCUUCACGCAAGAUGAACAGUUUUCCUUGAACUGCAUCACCAUCGCCAUGGCGUCUGCUAUCAUGGGCGUCUUGAUGAUGCUCCAAAAAUUCUUGUUCUCCACGCGAUUGAUGGACCGAGAACAUCGUAAGAUGCAACCGGACGAACUUUGGAAAAUAUCAGUUAUUCGCGGCGGCGUUCGAUUCGCGUUUGUCAUCUUGUGGAUCGGUUUGUACGGCGCACUGUUAUACGAACACGUGCCAAACUUGUGGGUAUUCCGCCAACUCUUUUACGCCACGGUCGCAGCGAUUUGCGUCAACUCGGUCAUCAUCGAGUCCUUCAUUUUGAUCGGUAACUACCAAAUUGAGAACUCGCUAGACUUUUUGUUGAAAACGGGCCUCGACGCGGAGGGUAACCCUAUUCAACAGUCUGGAUGGAAACCUCGCGUGGCGUACGGGUAUCGUAACUCGUUGCAAGUGUGCAGAGACUACGGCGAUUUCUGGUACAAAGAAAUGGACAAGUUUUUGGGCGGGUGCAUUUUCGGCUUUUUGUUCUUCUUGAGUUUGCUCCCAGUGGCGUGGUUACAAACCACGCUCAUUUGGAACUCGUGCUUCUCAGACGUCAUGGCGACGAGAAACCGAGCGCAAGAGUUGACUACGGACACAACUGAAUAG
Bathycoccus prasinos is the source of this 14598-nucleotide messenger RNA. RefSeq lists its product with no specific name. Lineage: Eukaryota; Viridiplantae; Chlorophyta; Mamiellophyceae; Mamiellales; Bathycoccaceae. The record is from RefSeq and is a predicted model, not a curated record. Gene Ontology annotation, molecular function: 1,3-beta-D-glucan synthase activity; hydrolase activity, hydrolyzing O-glycosyl compounds. Gene Ontology annotation, biological process: (1->3)-beta-D-glucan biosynthetic process. Bases 1 to 14598 code for a protein of 4865 amino acids. Gene Ontology annotation, cellular component: 1,3-beta-D-glucan synthase complex; plasma membrane. The transcript has a single exon.